Coniosporium apollinis CBS 100218 is the source of this 3909-nucleotide messenger RNA. RefSeq lists its product as uncharacterized. The record is from RefSeq and is a predicted model, not a curated record. Gene Ontology annotation, molecular function: guanyl-nucleotide exchange factor activity; SNARE binding; phosphatidylinositol binding. The coding region runs from base 1 to 3909 and encodes 1302 amino acids. Gene Ontology annotation, biological process: early endosome to late endosome transport. Gene Ontology annotation, cellular component: transport vesicle; tubular endosome; early endosome. The transcript is spliced from 3 exons. Lineage: Eukaryota; Fungi; Ascomycota; Dothideomycetes.
AUGCACCCGCUGAAUCCAUUCCUACGGGCCUUCUUUCGAAGCACACUUCCUGCGCAGUGCGCCCCCGUACAGCACCAUAUCCUUCUGGUUCCGACCACCGAGUUCUUACUCAACUCCCGCGAUCGCGACACCAACGCAGCUUACGCCGAUCUCGCGGGCUCCGAGGACUUUCUUGCCAGCCAUGUCCUUCGGGUGCCCGGCGGCAUUGGGCCGUCGACGCGAGGGAAAGAUGGCGCCUUCCGAGAUAACAGAGGGAAGGCAAAGCAGUAUACCACAGCAAAUGGCCGAACGGUGAUCAUCAAGGAUACGUUCGUGUACAGCAACAAGGGUUUCAAGAGCUUGAAUCAAGCGCAGCUGGUGAACGAUGCUAUCUUCUACCCUGAUACGUUCGAUGCGCAGCCAUGGCUGGUCUACUACAUUACCAAGCCAUUGAUCGGAUCACCCGAGCCCGUGCUCAUCAAACCCGCCACACUCGAGCCAGCGAAACCAGCAGUGCAGGACGCCUCUACAAGCAUUGCGAAUGGUUCUGCUUCAAAUGUACCGCGAAAGAAAGAAGUCAAGUCCUUCGGGGAACUCCUGAACCACUUCCCGAUGAUCGCGAGACAAAUGCAGCCCGGGCUGGAGCGCCUCUUCAAGGAGUUUGGGCGUGAAGUGGAGAAGCCGCUCCCGGCACUUCCACCAGCGCCGCAAUCCACCAAUUCGUUGCGCCGGAGUUCGAUGUCCUCGUCAACGGAGAGCCUUUCAUUGUCUCUGCAUAGCAGCCUGUCCAAUGGCGCGCACAUACACUUUUCUGCUCUGGAGCUUGACGAGAAUGAGGACUUCAUGAGACGGUCCUUGGAGACUGCUGUAACCGGCGCCAUAGAUCUGUUCCAGGAAGUGGACAAGCAGCAGCUGUCUUUACUGGGUGCCACGACUGACCUUACCGGGCCGAUUGUUGAACGUAUGAUUGAGCGCUAUGUCACGGAGCAAGUACACGACUCCGUUCUCUUUCCGAAAAUCCGGACGAUUCGUCGUGUUGAGGACAUGGAGUUGGACUCGAACAUCCGGCAAAUGGUUGAUGUGGAUAUUGCGCAAGUCGGCAUAUCGAUCGAUAACAAUUCGCAAGUCAAGCGAGAGCUUACGGUCCGUGUUUCAAAGGGUGUAGAAGCAUUUAAGAAGAUGGGUGUAGCGGGCAGUCCUCAGGAGAUGAUGGACGUGCUUGUUGCAACUCAGAAGGCGAUCACGAUGCCACAACCAAGCGAAGAGGGCGGGAAAGUGGCUUUGGCCAACGGGAUGGUAGGCCCGACCUCCGAAAAGAAGAGUACGAGCCUCACCAUCAACGCCGACACUUUGGUCUCCUUACUACUUGUCGUCGUCAUUCGAUCAUCCGUGCGGCAUCUUAAGGCUCGAUUGUCAUACAUGAAGCACUUCAUAUUCGUCGAAGAUGUCGAAAGCGGAGAGAUGGGCUACGCCCUGAGUACUUACGAAGCUGUACUGUCAUAUCUAUCAAGUGAUCCCGGUGGGCUCAGGAGAGCGAGCCGGAGAAACAGGAAGCUGUGGCAAGCGACGAGGAGUGGAGAUAUUGCCGAAAUCCAAGCCGUGCUGGAGCCCAACCGUGCUUUCGACUAUGCCAGUGGUCCCGUAGAAGAUACAGAAGUGACGCCAAAUGAUGCGAUGCUUGUGAACGGGAUUACCGUAGAGCACACGGUGGACCACGAGUUCGUGAAUGGUACGGUACGCAACGGAGACUUUGUAGGAGAAGGAAGUCGCCGAGCUUCAGUGCAUAUCGAGGAGCCACCGCCGACUGGAGAUCUGGCCCACGUCUUCCCGUUCCAAAGAGCGCAUACACCACCGCCGUCAGCAAUCCCAAGGCCCAAGAUAAAAAAGCGGGUAUCAAUGCAGAGUCGAAGUACUUCGAGCUCGUCCGGCUAUUCGAUGAGAUCCCGGGCAAAUACAGUCGACUCGCGAGGCAGCGGUAUUGAAGGCGAUACCUCGAUCGAGAGGCUAUCCAGAACGCACAGUUCCGGCGGCGAGUCCGUGCUCAUGAUGGCCGUUGAAAGCGGGCAGCAAAAGUCGCUGCAGUAUCUGUUGAGUUUGGCCCAGUACUAUCCGCUCGAAGUCGUCCUUGAGGACUGUGAUAAUGACGGUACGACUCUGUUGAGCACAGCUAUCCAGUUGGGUCAUACAAAUAUUGUUGAUAUACUUCUCGACUUCAUCGCGGAUCAUGCAGAGGGCGACGAGGUCAUCAAGGCCUAUGUGUCGCGUCAGGAUAACAAAGGCCGGUGCGCAGCGCAUUACCUCUUCAAUCAGCCUCGCUUGAUAGCAAGGAUAGGACACUUUUUACCAUGGCGGUUGAAGGACAAGAACGGCCAGACACCGCUAUUUGCGCUGUGCAGAUCGUACGAUCAUGAAGAGUACCGCUCAAUGAUCGACACAGCACUGACUGCCGCCACCGAAAGUCAAGCGGACGGGGAGCCACUUCACCUGGAUGACCACAUCGACGGUAAAGGCAACACGUUGCUGCACAUCGUCAACGAUCCUCAAAUAGCAGCGAGGCUGCUUUAUCGCUGUGAUGCUAACAGCAAUGCCGCGAAUGAUAAGCACUUCACGCCCCUCAUGGUUGCCAGCAAAUAUGGACGGACAGAUCUUGUUCGUGUGAUGUUUGGCGACGCUAGGGUGGACCUGCAUGCGAAGGACCUUCGGGGACUUACGGCGGUGGAGUUGGCCAAGGAUGACGAGGUUCGGAAUCGGAUCGACGACCUUGUGCUGCUCUCCAACGUACCAGCUGCCGACGGACGUAUCACCACUGUUGUGCGGUCUUUCUUUGUCGAGGAUGGCACCAUCAGGCUUGUAAUAAAGUCUGGGGCACCAAAUGACAACUCUACGAUUACGGUUACGACAUGUCGAAGAUCUUUGACGGACUUCGAAAAUCUGGCUAAGCUGUUGGCUAUGGAGCAGCCAGCAUCUUGGCUGCCAUCAGUUGCAAAUUUCCCUUCACCAUUCCUCAUACCGUCCAAGCCGUCACGAGUAGUGCUGCGCGAUAUCCAGGUGAAGCUUGACGGCUUCUUGAAGAACUUGCUCUCGCACUCGACCUUCUCGACCCACGAGAUGGUCUGGGAGUUCUUUCUGGUGCCCGAAAUCGAGCACACCAUGCUCGCGGAGCGCAGCCGAAAGAAAGCCGAAGCGCGGGUCGAAAGAGUCAAAGACGAGUACGACCCCAUCUCCGACGUCCGCGAAGUCGAGCUAUUCGUCCAACACGCGCGCGAAUCCGUCCGCAGCCUACACCACGCGACGCGCAGCGUGAUCCGGCGCGUCAAUCGGCUGCGCUUCGCGCACUCCGACUUCUACGACGCCACGACCAUGGCCUCCUCCGCCAUCUCUACUCUCACCUUCCUGCCGCAAUCCCACAUCACGGCCCUCGACCGUUACGUCAAGACUCUCGCCCAGCCGGAAUUCCCCCCGCUGGCAGCCUUCUACUACAAUAUCCACGCCAUCUUGACAACCGUGACCGCGAUCCUGACAGCGCUCGCCCGCCCCGCCUCCCUCAUCGGCUCCAUGUCCGCAUCCCAGAAAGCAAUCGACAGACACAACCAGUCGCUCCGUCGCAGCGACCGCUGGCCGCUCGGCCUGCUCGAUGACACGCGCCACCGCAUGCAGCGCGACGCGGGGGACAAAGUGGAUAAGGCGCAGCAGGAGCUCGAGAGCUUGGGAAAGGAGCUUAGGUAUACGCAGCAGACUGUUGCGGGCGAGUUGGCGGCGUGGCAGGAGAGUAGGGUUAGGAUGGGGAGGAUGGCGUGUAGGGAGCUGGCGAGGAAGAUGGUUGUGGUUGAGAGGGCGAGGUUGGAGGGCAUGAGGAGGGCGGUUAGGGGGUUGGGGUUGGGGAGAAAGGAUGGGACGCAACAGGAUUCAAGCCGAGGGUCAAGCGGCUAG